AUAAUAAGUGAAUUAAUUGAAGAGUAAAAUACAAUAGACCUCAAGUCCAUCCUUCUCUCAAACCUCAGCAAGACUCGAACUUCAAACUCGAUUCGGGCUCAGUAACUUAAAAUCUCUUAAGACACUUUCCCCAAUUCGAUUCUCGUCAUUUUGAUUUGUCUGCAAGAAGCCUUAGAAACCCCUUUUUCAGACAUCGAUGUGAAAGGUCUCUUCAGACAAAGUCAUGUUGUGAAAUCUAAUGGCGGCAGUGACUCUAUCCUUGGUGCAACCUCCUUGUGGCAUGUGUUUCGCGGGUAGGAGAUUGAGAAGUGUGAUUGUAAUCCAAGCUCAGAGAGGAAACUGGUCUAAAAUGAGGUUUAGUAAUCUCUUCUUCUCCUCCAAAGUGUGGAAGAUAACUUAUCGAUCCAAGCAUAGUUUUCCUGACAAUCUUCUCGAACAAGUUGAGAAGUGUGCAAACGCUAGGCUCGAAACUCAGUCCAAGUUAAUAAGCAAGGUUGCAGCUUUGAUGGAGUAUGAUAAUGUUGAUGAUGUAUUUGAUCAGAAAUCUGAUAAGCAAGUUAAGGAAGAGCUUGAAUCUGCGUGCAAGAGGUUCCCUGCGAUCUCUCUUGGCUACUCUCGUCCUGUGGAGUUAUACAGCAGGUCCAAAUUUUCAGAAGAAGCAAAUAGAAGUAUUCUCAAGACGCCAAACGAAAACAGUUUCCUUCCUACUCCCAUGCCUGUGGGAUGGCUUGAUCCUGACGGUCUUUCUGGGACAUUAUCUUCCUUCUCUCCAGAGCCUCUGAUGAAUGUUGAUUCCACCAGUCUCAGAGAAGAAAUAUCUGAUGGCUCUUCUUUUAUGGUCCAAACUGCAACAUCUGAAGCUGAAACAGCCCCUGAAGAAGAAGAUUCUGCUUCCGCUCAGCUUUUCCUUAGUUGUACUAUAGGUUCUAUGCCUGGGUUAAGCAAGAGGCAGAGCUAUCAGCUAGACACUUGUGGCUUUCACACGAUGAGGAAACUAUUGCAUCAUUUUCCUCGAACCUAUGUUGAUUUGCAGAACGCCCAUCUUGAUAUUGAGGAUGGACAGUACUUGAUUUUUGUUGGUAAAAUCGUCUCUUCCAAGGCAGUCAGAGCGAGCUCUUCGUUUUCAUUUCUUGAGGUUAUUGUCAGCUGUGAAGUCACAGGAAGAGACCAAACUCCGGAGAAUCUGAGUUGCAAUGCUGAUGAUAAAGUAGGAAAAACAUUUUAUCUGCAUCUUAAGAGAUUUUUUCGUGGCGCGCGCUUUACGUGGCAACCAUUUCUCAAUAGUAUACAAGAGAAACAUAGACCUGGGGACUUUGUAUGCGUUAGCGGGAAGGUGAAGGCGUUGCGUGCGGAGAAUCAUUUUGAAAUGAAGGAAUACAAUAUUGAUGUACUCAGAGAUGAAGACGAGUCAUCUCUUUCAGCUCAGGGGAGACCAUAUCCUAUUUACCCCGCAAAAGGAGGCUUAUCCCCAAAGUUCCUUAGCGAUGUCAUCUCCAGGGCUCUGCGGAUUCUCCCUACCAAUAUGGAUCCGCUUCCUAAGGAAAUCACUACAAUUUUUGGCCUACCAUCUCUCCAUGAUGCCUAUAUCGGUAUUCACGAGCCUAAGAAUUUAGAUGAGGCUGAUUUAGCUCGCAAAAGGCUUAUAUUCGAUGAGUUCUUUUACCUACAGUUGGCACGCUUAUACCAAAUGCUUCAAGGGCUUGGCACAAAAUUAGAGAAAGACGUAUUACUGGAGAAGUUUAAAAAUCCAGUGCUCAACUCCGUUUACAUAGAAGAUUGGUCUGCUCUCAGCAAGAGUUUUGUGAAGGCUCUACCGUAUUCACUUACUCCUAGUCAGCUUAGUGCUGCCUCAGAAAUAAUAUGGGAUCUAAAGCGUCCGAUUCCAAUGAAUCGGCUUUUGCAGGGAGAUGUUGGAUGUGGAAAAACAGUAGUUGCUUUCUUGGCGUGUAUGGAGGUCGUAGCAUCUGGUUACCAGGCAGCUUUCAUGGCCCCCACAGAGUUACUUGCGAUCCAACACUACGAACAGUUGCGUGAUCUGCUGGAGAAAAUGGAGGGUGUACCAUCCAAGCCAACCAUUGGGUUGCUCACAGGUUCAACCCCAACAAAACAAUCACGAAUGAUUCGUCAGGAUCUUCAAAGUGGAGCUAUAUCGAUUAUAAUUGGAACUCACAGUCUUAUAGCUGAAAAGAUAGAGUACUCUGCAUUACGUAUUGCCAUUGUUGACGAGCAACAACGUUUUGGUGUAAUCCAGAGAGGAAAAUUCAACAGCAAGUUAUAUGGAGCAUCUGUUGUAUCAAAAACUGGCUCACCUGACUCUGAUGAUGCUACCAAAGCUGAUCUCAAUAUGGCUCCUCAUGUUCUGGCAAUGUCAGCCACCCCAAUCCCGAGAUCACUUGCCUUAGCUUUAUACGGAGAUAUUUCUCUGACUCAGAUUACUGACAUGCCACUUGGGAGAAUACCAGUUGAGACGCACAUUUUCGAGGGAAAUGAGUCUGGCUUCGAGGAAGUCUACUCGAUGAUGCUGAAAGACCUGGAGUCUGGAGGGAGAGUAUACCUUGUGUACCCCGUUAUUGAACAAUCAGAGCAACUGCCACAGCUCCGUGCCGCCUCUGCUGAUCUCGAAGUAAUAUCCCAAAAGUUCCCAAACUAUAGCUGCGGACUCUUGCACGGAAGGAUGAAGAGUGACGACAAAGAAGAGGCUCUAAGAAAAUUCAGAAGCGGAGAAACACAGAUACUCCUCUCCACCCAAGUGAUAGAGAUAGGCGUUGACGUUCCAGACGCUUCGAUGAUGGUUGUCAUGAACGCUGAAAGGUUUGGUAUCGCUCAGUUACACCAACUCCGAGGACGUGUUGGCCGUGGAACCAGAAAAUCAAAAUGCUUACUAGUCGGAUCAACUGCUAAUAGCCUAAAACGGUUGAACAUGUUGGGGAAAUCGUCUGAUGGGUUUUACUUGGCGAACAUAGACCUUCUUCUACGUGGACCUGGUGACUUGCUUGGGAAGAAACAGUCUGGGCACUUACCAGAGUUCCCAGUCGCUAGGCUGGAGAUGGACGGCAAUAUGUUGCAGGAAGCCCACAUAGCCGCUUUGAAAGUUCUAGGAGAUUCUCACGACCUGGAGAAGUUUCCAGCGCUGAGAGCUGAGCUUAGCAUGAGACAGCCACUUUGUCUUCUAGGGGACUAAAAGGUUGCACCAGGCCAAUGUACAUACCAUUUUCCUAGUACAUACUUAUUAUGUGGCUUUCCUUUUUUGGUAUUUCGGUACUGUGACACGACACAGCAUGUUGUUAGUAGUAUAGUCUUUUGGGGUCAAGAUUAUUCUUCUAUGGCCAGAG
Molecule: messenger RNA, 3332 nt
Organism: Brassica oleracea var. oleracea
Lineage: Eukaryota; Viridiplantae; Streptophyta; Magnoliopsida; Brassicales; Brassicaceae
Product: ATP-dependent DNA helicase RecG
Exons: 17
Coding region: 239-3181 (980 amino acids)
Biological process (GO): DNA repair; DNA recombination
Molecular function (GO): nucleic acid binding; DNA helicase activity; ATP binding
Source: RefSeq, a predicted model, not a curated record